ACCCAGACUCACCGCCAUCAUCGUCAUCGCGAACAAUAGAAGAAGCGCUGCAGGGCCUCGCGCUGCACUCUCAGGACUGUCCGCAAAAAUCAAACGAUGAAUAUCAGCCUUCUCCUUACACUGUACAUGUGACGCGGACGGAAUAUAUUCAAAAACGUUUUUAUAUUGAAAAAAUUCGGUGAAAGAUGGCGAACGAGUCCCCCGCUAAGAGUCUGGUGGAAAUAGACCUCGCCUCUCUGCGCGAUCCUGCUGGCAUCUUUGAGCUGGUGGAGGUGGUCGGAAAUGGCACGUAUGGACAAGUAUACAAGGGUCGACAUGUUAAAACAGGGCAGCUGGCGGCCAUCAAAGUCAUGGACGUUACUGAAGAUGAAGAAGAGGAGAUUAAACUAGAGAUCAAUAUGCUGAAGAAAUACUCCCAUCACAGAAACAUAGCCACGUAUUAUGGCGCAUUCAUCAAGAAAAGCCCACCAGGACAUGAUGACCAGCUCUGGCUGGUGAUGGAGUUUUGUGGUGCUGGAUCAAUAACCGACCUGGUGAAGAAUACUAAAGGAAACACACUGAAGGAAGACUGGAUUGCAUACAUCUCCAGAGAAAUACUCAGGGGUUUGGCUCACCUGCACGCUCAUCACGUCAUUCACAGAGACAUUAAAGGGCAAAAUGUGUUGCUCACUGAAAAUGCUGAAGUCAAAUUAGUGGACUUUGGUGUCAGCGCUCAGCUGGAUCGAACUGUUGGCCGCAGGAACACCUUCAUUGGAACACCGUAUUGGAUGGCACCUGAAGUCAUUGCCUGCGACGAAAACCCUGAUGCUACCUAUGACUAUAGGAGUGAUUUGUGGUCGUGUGGAAUCACAGCGAUAGAGAUGGCAGAGGGAGCUCCUCCAUUGUGUGACAUGCAUCCGAUGCGAGCGCUCUUCCUCAUACCCAGAAACCCUCCACCCAGACUCAAGUCCAAGAAAUGGUCUAAGAAGUUCUUCAGCUUUAUUGAGGGCUGUCUGGUGAAGAACUACACACAGAGACCCCCGACAGACCAGCUGCUCAAACACCCCUUCAUCCGAGACCAGCCCAAUGAGAGACAGGUGCGCAUACAGCUGAAAGAUCACCUCGACCGCUGCCGCAAAAAGAGAGGAGAGAGAGAUGAGACUGAGUAUGAAUACAGCGGCAGCGAGGAAGAAGAGGAGGAAGCUCAAGAGCAGGAGGGAGAGCCCAGCUCUAUCGUGAAUGUUCCAGGUGAGUCGACUCUGCGGCGAGACUUCAUCCGACUACAACAGGAGAAUAAGGAGCGCUCUGAGGCGCUUAGACGACAACAGCUCCUGCAGGAGCAACAGAUGCGUGAGCAGGAGGAGUACAAGCGUCAACUGUUGGCUGAACGGCAGAAACGUAUCGAGCAGCAGAAAGAGCAGAGGAGACGACUCGAGGAGCAACAGAGACGUGAGCGAGAAAUGCGGAGACAACAGGAGCGAGAGCAAAGGAGGAGAGAGCAGGAGGAGAAGAGACGAGUGGAGGAGAUGGAGAGGAGACGCAAAGAAGAGGAGGAGCGCAGGAGAGCGGAAGAGGAAAAGAGGAGAGCUGACCGUGAACAGGAGUAUAUCCGUCGACAGCUAGAGGAAGAACAGAGGCAUCUGGAGAUACUACAGCAGCAGCUUUUGCAUGAGCAAGCAAUGCUACUGGCAGAUGAGCGUCACAGGAGAAGCGCUCAGGGUUCUCCUCAGACUGCUGGUGUACAGAAACAACCCCCAGCUGUACCACCACGAUCAGACGCCUUCUCUAACGGCAGUGCCCCUGAACAGAGUCACCGACCCACUGACCCACAGGAUUUGACGGCACUGGCUAAAGAACUGCGUGCGGUGGAGGAUGUGCGACCGCAGCACAAGGCCACAGACUACUCCUCCUCCAGCGAUGACUCUGGCACCACUGAUGAUGAAGAUGAUGAAGAGGUUGAUCAGGAUGUUGGUGAGGAGUCCACGUCUGGACCCGAGGACUCAAGAGGAGGGUCGUCCAGACUCAGUAAUGGUGAGACAGGAGCUGCAAAGACUAUGGUUGUCCAGGAUGAUGACAAGUCCUCUACACCAUGCAAAGACAGCACAUUGGUCAUUCGACAGACUCCCACUGUGCCGAAGCACAAGUCUUCGUCAUCUUUCACGCCGUUUAUUGACCCUCGUCUGCUCCAGGUCUCUCCCUCCACCGGCAACGCACUCAAUAAUGCUGGUUACAGUAAUGAUGUGCGACUGCAGGAAGCUCUGCGUCAGGACGUGUCUCGCAAAGGCUCCGUGGUCAACGUCAACCCUGUGAACACACGGCCGCAGAACGACACACCAGAGAUCCGCAAAUACAAGAAGAGGUUUAACUCUGAGAUACUAUGUGCAGCACUCUGGGGUGUAAAUUUGUUAGUCGGGACAGAGAGUGGUCUCAUGUUACUGGAUCGCAGCGGUCAAGGGAAAGUUUACCCGCUCAUCAGCCGCAGACGCUUUCAACAGAUGGACGUUCUGGAGGGACUUAAUGUUUUAGUGACAAUAUCAGGGAAGAAGAAUAAAUUGCGUGUGUACUAUCUGUCCUGGCUGAGGAACAAGAUCCUUCAUAAUGAUCCCGAGGUGGAGAAGAAACAGGGCUGGACCACCGUUGGGGAUUUAGAGGGAUGUGUGCACUAUAAAGUCGUGAAGUACGAGAGGAUCAAAUUUCUGGUUCUAGCGCUGAAGAACUCAGUGGAGGUGUACGCCUGGGCCCCCAAACCAUACCAUAAAUUCAUGGCGUUCAAGUCGUUUGGUGAUCUGGUGCACAAGCCACUUCUGGUUGACCUGACUGUUGAAGAAGGCCAAAGGUUAAAGGUCAUCUACGGGUCGUGCUCUGGGUUUCAUGCGGUGGAUGUGGACUCAGGAGCUGUUUACGACAUUUAUCUGCCCACUCAUAUUCAGACGAAUAUUCAAUCUCAUGCUAUCAUCAUCCUGCCAAACACUGACGGUAUCGAGCUGCUGGUGUGUUAUGAAGACGAGGGUGUGUACGUCAACACGUAUGGCCGCAUCACUAAAGACGUGGUGCUGCAGUGGGGCGAGAUGCCCACUUCCGUGGCUUAUAUCCGGUCGAAUCAGAUCAUGGGUUGGGGUGAGAAGGCCAUAGAGAUUCGCUCUGUAGAGACCGGACACCUUGAUGGAGUUUUCAUGCACAAACGAGCUCAGAGACUCAAGUUUCUGUGUGAGAGAAAUGACAAGGUCUUCUUUGCAUCGGUGCGUUCUGGAGGCUCUAGUCAGGUUUAUUUCAUGACUCUGGGUCGCACCUCUCUGCUCAGCUGGUAAUCAUGCUGACUGUUGAAGGAAACGCACUAUGGAGAACAACAAUGAACCUGAAGAACACAAUGCAAGUGUUGAACGUCAGCGGCCGCGCUACACAAACCGCCAGAUUCCGCUCUAUGACUGAAACUGAACUACACUACAUUCGAUUAGACAAAAAAUCCAAUUGUGUCCUUGUGCAGCGUGCUGCAUGAGGAAGGGGCUUGAGUAUUCUACAGUAUUAUUGCUAGUCUGUGUAAAUGUCUUUCUCUAGAAUUGGAUAGAAUUCGACUCAACUGAGAGAAACGGUGACAUUUUGCCGCUGUGAUGCUCAGACGGUCACAAAUAGUGUAAUGGCAUUGAUGAAACAAAAUUGAUUUUUUGUCUUUCUUAUUUUUUGUCUUUUAGUUUAAUUUCGAUUUUUAGAUAUGUUACGUUUCUGUUGUAAAUGUAUUCUUACCAAGCAGAGAAGUUGUGGAGGUUACCCCGAGAGGUUUAAACAUCACCUGACAGACUUUCUCUUCUCCUUUGAGAGCUUUAUCAUGUUAUUAAGAGGAUAACACAAUCAAUUUUGCUUUCGUCACAUCAAAAAUAUAGAAACUCCAGUUUUAAUGCGAAUCUAAAGUUGAUCUAAUGUGAAUCUAAAGUAGAUUUAAUGCAAAUCUAAUGUGAAUUUCAUGUGGUUUGUGGCAGAAUGUGCAGGACACUUUGUUGCCUCUUUUGACAGAUUCAUCAUUCGGCAAUUAUAAUCUUUCUUUUUAAUCUUUAACAACAAUAUAAAGGGGUGGAGAUUGUUAGUAAACAAGGACAUACAUGUUUAUCUGUUUCUCACCCACACCUUUCAAAUCACUUCAGAAGAAAUGGAUUUAAACACUGGAGUGUAUGGAUUAGUUUUUUGAUGCCUUUUAUGUCCUUUUUGGAGCUUCAAAGGUCUGAUCACCAUUCACUUGCAUUGUAUGGACCUACAGAGCUGAAAUAUUCUUCUAAAAAUCUUCAAUUGUGUUCUGCAGAAGAAGGAAAGUCAUACCUAUCUGGGAUGACAUGAGGGUGAGUAAAUGAUGAGAGAAUUUUCAUUUUUGGGUGAACUAUCCCUUUCAGCAUCCCUGUAACAUUCUGUCAUUGAUACUGUUUCUGUCUGGUUUCUUUAACAACCAUCCACCAUAAUUAAAUCUGUGUUAGGAAACUUCACCUUAGGUUGUAUUUAAAAGAUGAUUUAUCAAUGUCGUGGACGAUUAUUAUGAUAAUUCGUAACUGAACUGUAUAUAUUUAACAAAAAGGCUGCACUGCUUGUGUUGAAAGAAUAAAAUGGAAAAGAUGAGCAUGCAAAUAAAUCGACUAAAUGCUCUCCAUAUUUGCUGUUUCUUUAGUUUUCUAUCUUUGAUCUCUUUUUCCAAAGUGUCAUAAAAACCCCACGCACAAACAUCUACUCCACUUAAUGAACCUGUUGCAUUGUUCAUUUGGUUAAUCUAUUUUUUUUUUCUCAGUUUGUAAGUUGUAUGUUCAGUGGAUGUCUCACAUCUGCUCUCCCCACAUACAAUAUUUAUAUAUUUCUGUUCAUUGAUUUUGAUUCUGUUAGUUAUUAGUAUUUUGACAAGUUGUUGAACUUUCAGUAAAAUCAUGAAUUUUUUUGUUUUCAAGAAAAAAUGUAAUUGUGACUGGCAAAAACUAAAAGUGAAGCAUUCAUGUUUAGAAAGCACCACAAAACAAAAACGGCUUUAUUUUAAUUUGCUUGAUGCUUUAAUCUCCUUGGUACUUGACAUAGUUAAGAAACGUAACCAUCGAUUGUGAGGUUUCUGGUUUUACAGUCUUAUGGGUUUUACAACAAUAGUGAAGUAGUGGACCAUAUAAAUUCACCUGGAAUUAAAAAUGUUUCAAGAAGCAAAGAGUUGUUACACUAAUGCUGAUUAUUGUAUUUGUUUCAUUUUAAAAUAUUAGGAUUUUUUACUUUAGUUAUGAUCCACAAUUAUUGUUCAUUAAUAAUAUUUCAGAUAGUGUUUCCUCUGCGCUGCUUUGACUUUCUGAAUAUGUUCUUGGCUGACUGGUUGUCUGUUUUCAGUCGUGGCACUGUAUCGUGUGUCCUCUCUGUAUAUGACAGGAAGUCCUGUAUUUUCCUGAUGGUCUUUUGUUUUUCUUUGAAAAUAAACUCUG
Molecule: messenger RNA, 5408 nt
Organism: Xyrauchen texanus (razorback sucker)
Lineage: Eukaryota; Metazoa; Chordata; Actinopteri; Cypriniformes; Catostomidae
Gene: map4k4
Product: mitogen-activated protein kinase kinase kinase kinase 4
Exons: 26
Coding region: 186-3287 (1033 amino acids)
Biological process (GO): protein phosphorylation
Molecular function (GO): protein kinase activity; ATP binding
Source: RefSeq, a predicted model, not a curated record